ACUUCUCCUAUUCUCUCAAUGAGAGAAAUUUUACAUCGCCAUGAGAUUCCUUCUGUCAUAACUGGCAUCAUAAAUGAGAUGCAUGAGAUUCAGCAAAAGAUGAACCACGACUAUGCGAGUUCAGUCUCAUCCGUUGGAAGGAAUCCCAAUGAAAAGGGAAAGAAACUCAACAUAGUUUCAUCACUAGAUUCACGCCCUCAGAAUGUUUCCUUAGUUGAUGGUAGAAUUUUUGGUAGGAGGGUAGAGGCAAAUGAUAUAAAAGAGCUAUUAUUAUCUGAUAAAAACUAUGAGGAAAAAGUUCCUGUUGUUUCAAUAGUUGGUACUGGGGGUAUUGGCAAGACCACUCUGGCUCAACUCAUUUACAAUGAUGAAAACGUAGUUAAGCAUUUUGAUGCGAGAGCAUGGGUAUGUGUUUCCCAAGAUUCUGAUGUUACAAAAAUAACUACAUCAAUUCUUGAGUCGAUAUCCAAUGGACAACCACCAUUGGAACGACUGGAACCACUUCAACAAGAACUCAAGAAAUGGUUACAGGGAAAGAAAUUUCUACUUGUUCUUGAUGAUAUAUGGAGCGAUGACCGCAGAACGUGGGAUGCGGUAAGGGUCCCAAUUAAUGUUGCAGCAGAAAAAGGAAGCAGAAUAAUAGUGACCACUCGGAUUAAUAGAGUUUCCUCUAUUAUGAGCUCCAUAAAAAAAAUUGAUUUGGAAACCUUGCCAGAUGAACAUUGCUGGAAAUUAUUCAAAAGGAAGGCUUUUGUUGAUGACAAAAUCUGUGAUAAACAUCCAAGCUUGAAAGAAAUUGGACAGGAAAUUGUUAAAAAAUGCAGAGGAAUGCCACUAGCAGUGAAAUCAAUAGGAGGACUUCUAUACGAUGAUCUGGAUGCGAAAAGGUGGAAAUCUGUCUUAGAAAGUAAGAUGUGGGAGGUUGAAGCAGAGGAGACAACAAUGUCAGCUCUACGUUUGAGUUAUUAUUACUUGCCAGCACAUUUAAAAUUAUGCUUUGCAUAUUGCUCUUUGUUUCCUAAAGACCAUGAAUUUGAUAAGGAAACUCUAGUCCAGCUUUGGAUAGCAGAAGGUUUUGUUUCAUCUAAGAGAAUUAACAUUCUGGAAGAAGACCUUGGAGGCGAAUACUUUGAUGACUUGUUCAAUCGGUCCUUUUUUCAAAAGUACUCUAAAUCUGUAAACAGAUUUGUUAUACAUGAUCUGAUGCAUGACUUAGCAGAGUCGGUUUCGGCAGGCAUGUAUUUUAGGAUGGAGGAGGGCAAAUCGCAUCACAACAACAGUGGCAAUCUUAAAAUGGUUCAUUACGUAUCAAUGUUUCACUUCCAACCAGAUCAGUACGCAAUGGAGAAGGAAUUAUGUAAAUUCAAGGAAUUGUCAACUUUGUUGUUGAUUUUGCCGUCAACAAGGGAUGGGCAUAUCCUAGGUGACUUAUUUGAACAAAACCGAUGCCUACGUGUACUGGAUUUGAGUGAAAAUUAUGAAUUGGUCAAUUUGCCAAAUUCAAUUGGCAACUUAAAACAUCUACGGUUGCUUAACCUCAACAGGACAGGCAUUAAAGUGUUACCUGAGUCAUUGUGCAACCUCUACCAUUUGCAAGUUUUGAUGCUUGAAAAUUGUAGACGUCUCAUUGAAUUUCCUAUACACAUGGGAAACCUAAUCAACCUCCAAUACAUAGUGAUGGGAGAUGACAGGUGGUAUGUUUUCAAACCAAUAAGAGGAAUUGGGAGAUUACAUUUUUUGAGGACAUUAAGUAAGUUUGAGGUGAUCAUGCAAAAGAGCAAUGGCAACAAAAGUACAAUAGGAGAGCUAAAAGAAUUACGUCAUCUCCAAGGAUGUAUUCGUAUUAGGGGGCUAGAGAAGGUGGCUGACUUUGAGGAGGCCAAGGAGGCUAACCUCUUCGAUAAGCAUCGGAUUGAUAGGUUGGAGUUGGAAUGGAAUGAUAAAAAUGAAAGAGGUAGCAUGGAGGGUGUAGUAGAGGGCUUGAAACCACACAUGGGGUUGAAGGAACUCCAAAUAGUUAAUUAUGGUGGCAUAAGUUUUCCAAAAUGGAUGAUGAUGAUGAUCGCGUGCUAUGAUAUGUUGACCACAAUACAACUAAGGAAUUGCAACAAGUGCAAAUUGCUCCCUCCUUUUGGAAAUCUACCCUCGCUCAAAGUAUUGCAUAUAUCUGAAAUGAAGGAAGUGGAACAUAUAGGAAAAGAAUUUUAUGGAUAUGGUGAUAACAACAAUAAGAAGCUGGGAUUUCCAAAGCUGGAGAUUUUCUCUCUCUCAUGUAUGAGUGGUUUGAAGGAAUGGUGGGGAGAAGAAGGUGAAUUUCCUUGCCUUGAAAACCUUCGCAUCUAUGAUUGUCCCAAAUUGAUCAAAUUGCCCCCUCUCUUUCCUACCGUGAAACUAGUAGAAAUCAAAGAAUGUGAUAUGGUGACUUCUUUUCCAAGACUUCUUCGGAAAGUCACAAAUUGUCCUAUGCUUCAAUCAUUGUCAGAGUUACAUGGUCUUGCAUCUCUUGAGACUUUGAUAAUCAAUGAUUGUCCUAUGCUUCAAUCAUUGCCAGAGUUACAAGGUCUUGCAUCUCUUGAGGAUUUGGAAAUCACCAAUUGUCUUAUGCUUCAAUCAUUGCCAGAGUUGCAAGGAUGAUGAGCUGCCCAUCGGCCGUGAACCUGAACCUGAAGCUGGCAG
Nelumbo nucifera (sacred lotus) is the source of this 2676-nucleotide messenger RNA. NCBI's taxonomy places the organism in Eukaryota, Viridiplantae, Streptophyta, Magnoliopsida, Proteales, Nelumbonaceae. The record is from RefSeq and is a predicted model, not a curated record.